Molecule: messenger RNA, 5378 nt
Organism: Oncorhynchus keta (chum salmon)
Lineage: Eukaryota; Metazoa; Chordata; Actinopteri; Salmoniformes; Salmonidae
Product: serine/threonine-protein kinase PAK 3
Exons: 15
Coding region: 226-1857 (543 amino acids)
Biological process (GO): intracellular signal transduction; regulation of axonogenesis; regulation of MAPK cascade
Cellular component (GO): cytoplasm
Molecular function (GO): ATP binding; protein serine/threonine kinase activity
Source: RefSeq, a predicted model, not a curated record
CAUGAGCUAGGGAACAGUGAGCAGCCAGAGAAGCGUCCAGCCUGCCGAACAAGGCUGAGUUUAGGGUCAGGAACCGGUCUGACAAGAGAAUGGCAAUCCUGCCUGUAAACUGUCAAUAGGACUUAACAGUUAAGGAUGAACCUACCAGAACACUGGAUCCAAAGGCGACACACCGAACAAGAGAAUGUCAAGACAUAUUUCAGGAUACUGUGAGUGUUACUAAAGAUGUCCGAUAGUGUCGAUAUUGAAGAGAAACCGCCAGCCCCUCCCUUGAGAAUGAACAGUAGUUCCCGAGACUCUUCAUCAGUGAAUCACGGCUCCAAACCUCUCCCAAUGGCUCCUGAAGAGAAGAACAAGAAGGUUCGCCUGCGCUCCAUCUUCCCUGGGGGAGACAAGACAAACAAGAAGAAGGAGAAGGAGCGUCCUGAGAUCUCCCUGCCCUCAGACUUUGAGCACACCAUCCAUGUUGGUUUUGACGCUGUUACAGGGGAGUUCACUGGCAUCCCAGAGCAGUGGGCGCGCCUCCUUCAGACCUCCAACAUCACCAAGCUGGAGCAGAAGAAGAACCCUCAGGCCGUGCUGGACGUGCUCAAGUUCUACGACUCCAAAGAGACGGUCAACAACCAGAAAUACAUGAGUUUCACCUCCGGAGACAAAUCCGCACAUGGAUACAUAGCAGUCAACACUCUGGGUGCAAAGACAUCCACAGAGCCCCCGAUAGCGCCCCCUGUGUCAGAGGAGGAGGAGGAGGAGGAGGAAGAAGAGGAGGAGGAUGACGAUGAUGACAAUGAGCCCGUUCCGCCCACUAAAUCUAUAUACACCCGCUCUGUCAUCGAGCCCUUGGCGCCUCCCGCCCCUGUGAAGGAGGUCACAACCCCGCCGGAGUCCCAGGUCUUGCCAGAGAACACAUGCAGCACUCUGUACCGCAACACCGACCGGCAGAAGAAGAAGUCCAAGAUGACAGAUGAGGAGAUUCUGGAGCGACUGAGGAGCAUUGUGAGUGUGGGGGACCCCAAAAAGAAGUACACACGCUUUGAGAAAAUAGGACAAGGGGCAUCUGGCACUGUAUACACAGCCAUUGACAUUGCUACUGGCCAGGAGGUGGCCAUCAAGCAGAUGAACCUCCAGCAGCAGCCCAAGAAGGAGCUCAUCAUCAAUGAGAUCCUGGUGAUGAGGGAAAACAAAAACCCCAACAUAGUCAACUACCUGGACAGUUACCUGGUAGGGGAUGAGCUGUGGGUAGUGAUGGAGUACCUGGCUGGAGGCUCGCUGACUGAUGUCGUGACUGAGACCUGCAUGGACGAGGGCCAGAUCGCUGCAGUCUGCAGAGAGUGUCUGCAGGCUCUGGACUUUCUGCACUCCAACCAGGUGAUCCACAGAGACAUCAAGAGUGACAACAUCCUGCUGGGCAUGGACGGCUCGGUCAAGCUCACCGACUUCGGGUUCUGUGCCCAGAUCACCCCAGAGCAGAACAAGCGCAGCACCAUGGUGGGCACGCCCUACUGGAUGGCACCCGAGGUGGUGACCCGCAAGGCCUACGGGCCCAAGGUGGACAUCUGGUCCCUGGGUAUCAUGGCCAUAGAGAUGGUGGAGGGUGAACCUCCCUACCUGAAUGAGAACCCUCUCAGAGCGCUGUACCUUAUCGCCACCAACGGGACACCAGAGCUCCAGAACCCUGAGCGAUUGACCUCCGUGUUCAGAGACUUCCUCAACCGUUGCCUGGAGAUGGACGUGGACCGCAGAGGCUCAGCCAAGGAGCUCCUCCAGCAUUCGUUCCUGAAGUUAGCCAAGCCUCUGUCCAGCCUGAGCCCCCUCAUUGUUGCAGCCAAGGAAGCCAUCAAGAACAGCAGCCGCUAGGAGGCACUGUGUGUCCACACACAGAGCUGGACCCUGCUCCAUGGGGUUGUGAGACAGGCAGCACAGGGAUAAACAGUAACCAACCCCCCUGCUGCCUCAUACAGAGGAUGGACAGCUGGCCUACAGGGCCUCUCAGCGGCCGAGAUGCUGCUACUGAAUCACCUUCCUGCCUCCUCUUUUAGUCCGCCAGCAUUCUGUACAUGUGGAGCAGUCCAUCGGUACUGUGUAAGUGUGUGUGUGUGUGUGUGUAAGUGUGUGUGUAAGUGUGUGUGUGUGUGUAAGCUUGUGUGUGUAAGGGUGUGUGUGUGUAAGUGUGUGUGUCCUGUGAGGGGAGUAGAUGCUCCUUAACAAAAACACACAAAAAAAGAGAAAAUACAAAGAAAAAACUUGUGCUCCUUUUCAAGAGGGAGAGAUCCAGGAAACACUGAGAGCUUGUGAUUCCUUCCCUUUCCUUCCCUUUCUGUCCAGCGAUCACCUCGGUUCCCUUUUCUUCUAGGUCUUUCCGAUAAGGCCUCUCCUGCAUUGAACAUUUUACAUGAGAGACAGACUCUGGGACUCGGGAACCGACAUAUGCCUGCAUGACUUUGGCUCUGUGUAACCAACUUGCAACCUGCUCAUCCUCUGCAGGUGUGUGUGUGUGUGUGUGUGUGUGUGUGUGUGUGUGUGUGUGUGUGUGUGUGUGUGUGUGUGUGUGUGUGUGUGUGUGUGUGUGUGUGUGUGUGUGUGUGUGUGUGUGUGUGUGUGUGUGUGUGUGUGUGUGUGUGUGUGUGUGUGUUUUUUGCAAGCCAUUUGGCUCACUCCAGGACAUAGCUGUAAUUCCUUGGAUACCCUAAACUUCCUAGAUGUUCAGAGAUCUGACAUAGAGAAUGGCUGGGCCAAGGCUGUAGUGGAGGCUGAUUCAAUCACCACUGCCUCUCGGAUGGGCCACUGUGUGUUCACGUUUCCAAAGUCAAAAGCUUUGAAAACAUUUUCCAAUUCUUCAAGUUCAAGUAUGAAACCCAUGUUAUGGACUUACUACCUGUAGUUAGUUCAAAUCGAUUUAGUAAAUUAAUUUAUUUGUAAUUGUUUGUCCAGAGUCAAUUUCCAAUCAGAACGUCUGAGACGCGUGGUCCGUUAGAAAGAUUCUGAAGGUGUCACAAUCUAUUGCAGGACACUAGACUGGACAGACUAGACUGGACAGGACAGACUAGACUGGACAGACUAGACAGGACAGGACAGACUAGACUGGACAGACUAGACAGGACAGACUAGACUGGACAGACUAGACAGGACAGGACAGACUAGACUGGACAGACUAAACAGGACAGACUAGACAGGACAGACUAGACUGGACAGACUAGACUGUAUUAGUGUCUAUGUGGGCAUAGCCUGCCAACAAAAAUGAGCUUGAAAAUAUUUUUCAGUUUGCCAAUGUUACCAUUUGUUUCACAUCAGUGAGCCUUACUUUUGCUUUAACCUCUGAUCUGUGAAUUUACCUAAAUGUAUCUGAAGCAGAAGCCAUUUGUUCAAAUGAGCACAAUCCCUGAGUGAGUGCACAUGUUCAUCUGUCUGUCUGUCUGUCUGUCUGUCUGUCUGUCUGUCUGUCUGUCUGUCUGUCUGUCUGUCUGUGUCUCUCUGUCUGUCUGUCUGUCUGUCUGUCUGUCUGUCUGUCUCUCUGUCUCUCUGUUUGUCUGUCGGUCUCUCUCUCUCUCUCUCUCUCUCUCUCUCUCUCUCUCUCUCUCUCUGUCUCUCUCUCUGUCUGUCUGUUUGUCGGUCUCUCUCUCUCUCUCUCUGUCUUUGUCCAUCCAUGAGGAGUGUAUAUAUAGUUUUUUAAUGGGAUGCCGUUCUUUAGCUUCCUCAGCGUGAGUUAAGACUCAUUACUCCAGUGUCUUGUCGCAGCUAAACUUUCCUAAGUACUGUGUGAGUUUAGUUGUAUCUGUUUCUAUGCGUUUCCGUGAGUUUUUGCUGUGUGGCCACAGAUUGGUGGGUGUUAGUUAAUAAUUUGUCCAUGAAAAUGUUUUUGGAUUGAUGACUGAGUGCCAUUCUAUAAUUGUAACCUGUCUUUACGGACCCUUGAAAACAAGAGGAUCACAUUCCCCUUCACUCUGCCAUUCCUACCAUCCCAUAGCAGAGGCUACUGGACAAGUACUCUGAAAAGCUCUCUCCCUACAUAAAUAUAGACUGUUUCUUGAUUCUUAAAAGCUUACUUAUAACCAUCCCUGUGACAUUUUCUGCCUGUUUCAUAGUAGCCACAGUUUCCCUUAGGACUGUAAUGAAGUCCAGACCUGGGACAGAGAGAGUAGGAAACAGGAUAGACACUUGUCCUCGUGUUGUGUCUAUAUCCCUGGUAGAUUUUUUGUGUGUGUGUGUGUGUGUGUGUGUGUGUGCGUGUGUGUGUGUGUGUGUGUGGAUGAAUGGGAGUGUGUGGAUGAAUGGGAGUGUAAGCAUGAGUGGCUGUGUGUACACGUGUGUGUGUGUGUGAGCACGUGUGUGUGUUUGUAAGCGAGAGAGCUACCUCAGCACUAGAUGCCCCUCCUGUUGUCCACCUUAACUCAGACGGUGAGGUGCAGGGUAGCUGCUCACUCGUACCACCACUGUAGGCUAUACGUACUGUAGAAAUGCAGGAGAGCCAUUGCAAGGAGGACAUGGCCGAUUUCAUGCAUGGGAAGCAACACAUGUUAAUUCAUUUUCCAAGUAGGCUAACAUUGUUAGAAUAUGUGUGUAUGUAUGUAAAUAAGAUGGAAAAAAAUGCAAUGACAAUAUUCAGGUUGCUCUAUAGUAGGCCUAUGUAUUUGUAAAUGGUUUGCACCCUGGAAAUUGGACAUGAUAAUAAACAUUGUCUAAACACUCCUGGAUGGAACAAUCCUGCUUGGGCUGUGUCAGACAGUACUCCACCUGGACACAGAGCCAUUGGAAGCAGUCCUGUCUGUCUCCAGCACGCCCAUGGAGCCUGUCUGUCUGUCCGGAGCACGGCUGCUGAGUGUGCCUGUGGCUGAGAGUAUCAGGGACCUCACAGAGACGAUCUGCCCUGUGACCUUUGGUCUCACCUAUGUACCUGAACUAUGAGCACAAAGAUGAACUCUGGGACAGCUAGCGGCCCCCCGGCCUGCCCCACCCCGCCCCGCCCCGCCGGUCCGCUCCUCUUCUGCGGUCGCUCCUGUACAUUCCUCUCUUUUGAAUGUGUGAACCUGUACACGUGGUGUGAAAAUUCCUCUAUAAAUGUGUAUCAAGAGAAUGGAACAAAGACAAAAAAGCAUUUCUUUUUAAAUGAUUCCUAUUAUUAUUCUACUAUUAUUAUCAUGUGGGUGUGUUAACCGCUGAUCUGUCUGGUAAACCUCAGCAGGCCCUCAUCUUUGGAAACAGACAGGUGAGAAAAAGCGACAGGGGAAAACUAAGGUUUCGGAUAAGCUAUUUUUAAUUGUGGUUAAAGCUAAAGACUUUUUUAAAUUAUGAAUUGUGCAUGGCUGUGUCUUGAGUGUAAAACAACAAAAUACUGCAGUUUGGGAACUGGACUGAAAUCAAAUAAAAAAAUUAAAACAUCA